This is a messenger RNA of Vittaforma corneae ATCC 50505, 378 nucleotides long. RefSeq lists its product as uncharacterized. The record is from RefSeq and is a predicted model, not a curated record. The transcript has a single exon. Gene Ontology annotation, molecular function: RNA binding. NCBI's taxonomy places the organism in Eukaryota, Fungi, Microsporidia, Nosematidae. Gene Ontology annotation, biological process: rRNA processing. Bases 1 to 378 code for a protein of 125 amino acids.
AUGGAUGAACACGAAAUAACCAAUCGACUGGCAAUAACAAAUUUGGACUUUGAUUCAGUGAAUCUUUCGACAAUUUUUAGAAUAUUUGAAUCAGUGAUUGGACCCAGUAUAGUAAGGAUUUCGCUGUUUGGAACGGAGCGAAGUCAGCAAUAUGCUAUUGCUGAGUUCACCGAUAAAAGACAUGCAAAGGAUGCAUAUGAUUCUAUUGAUGGUCUUGAGAUUGAGGCUACGGGAAAUAUUUUUGAUCUUAGCUUUGUUCCGGCUGACUUUAAAGGCGAUACUUUGCUAGACGACUGCAGCAACCCAUGUGGCUAUGAAAAUACAAACAAAGCCAACAAAAGAUGCAGUAUGGAUGAAAGUCUAGAUACAAUUAUCUGA